GCAUCCUUUUAGUUAGAAGAGUCUCAUCAACCAUAAAGUAUACAUGGCAACAGCCACAACAGGCAAAGAGACCUCACUCGAGGAUCUCAUCCGGCUAUUACCGGACCCUCAAGCACCUCUUCCUCCCCUUUCACAAAAUAUAUACACGGUCGUCACCUGGCUUGUGUACUUGGUAUAUCUGUCCAUUGUUCCCAUAUACCUCCCUUAUCUCAUCUUACUACACAUCCUUCUGCCUCGUCCAUUUCCAUCAUGGACUUUAUCUCAACGCAUCAAUACUCGUUUGAGCAAAUUGCAAUCGACAUUGUUGGCAUGGUGGCUGCCCCCGAUCUUGUUUGAUGAGUGGAAAGUAGAAGUUUGGAAGAUGUACACAGAUGAAACCGAGACGGGGAAAUUAGAAGUAGAAAUUGUCAGUCUGCCGCCCAUCGACGAGAAGAUGGUUGUGAGUAGUCUUCUAGAUGUAAGACCGGCAGUUCGACCCGGAUUUAUGAUAAUCCCGAAAGACACCGUAUAUCAGCCCGUAACAAAAGCGCGAGUUAUAUUGCAUAUACAUGGAGGAGGAUACAUUAGGGGACAUCCACUAUGGACGAGCUUCCCUGUGGAUAUCGCCAGAGCCACAGGGAUGCCUUGCCUCAGUGUAUGCUACCGCAAAACAUUGGAAUCCUCGAGUGCCUUUCCUGCUCCUCUUUACGAUGCCUUAUCAGCCUACCUCUACCUCACUCAAACAUACCCAGGUUCAUCAGUCCUCCUCCUCGCAGAGUCUGCGGGUGGUCAUCUCGCUCUUCUCCUCUCACGUUAUAUCCGCCAUUUCUCUCUCCCUCAACCGGGGUAUAUCGCACUUUUGUCUCCUUGGGCGGAUUUAUCGAUGUCAUACCCGUCUUACAAGUCGAAUAAGGAUUAUGAUACGCUCUGCCCAAGGCGAUUGAGAACGGCAGUCAAUUCGGCUAUGAGAUACUUUAUCCCUGCUGCUUUGAAGACCGAGUGGUUUUCUCCUGCCAACGCUGAGAGCAAAAGCUGGUCAUAUUUGAAGGAAGAAAGAGUGAAGGUAUAUAUUCAGUAUGGCGGAAGAGAGCUGUUCCGAGAUGAAAUCGUGUCAUUGGCGGAGAGAAUGAAAGGGGCGGGAGUGGAGACGACCUUAAGAGAGGAUGUCGAUGGACUACACACGGCUGGGCUAAGCGAACCAAGGGCCAAAAAUACGUUUCAAGAAGAUCUUUUGGGGAUGCUUAAGGCCUGA
Molecule: messenger RNA, 1231 nt
Organism: Cryptococcus deneoformans JEC21
Lineage: Eukaryota; Fungi; Basidiomycota; Tremellomycetes; Tremellales; Cryptococcaceae
Exons: 4
Coding region: 44-1231 (395 amino acids)
Molecular function (GO): hydrolase activity
Source: RefSeq, a predicted model, not a curated record